UGUCACAUAGCGUUGCAGCUGAGCCCUGCUGAAGGCUUUCGGGGUUAUUAGUUAAGUACACAUUUAUCAGCCCGGCUUCAUAUAGUCUGUGAGUUACUAUGGCGACGCCAGUCACCUCCAGUACACGACAGUUUCCCUGCUAACUGGGAUGUUCAGACUGACUGGUCUGUGCAGAGUAGCCCGCAGGAGCUUUUGCAGCGCCGUCGACGACAUGGCCAAAGGGAAGUUUUUCUACGCAGUACAGAAAGGAUUCAAACCAGGAGUUUACAGUUCAUGGGAUGAAUGUAAGAGCCAAGUGGACAAGUUUCCGUCAGCUUCUUUCAAGAAGUUUGCAUCAGAGAAAGAUGCCUGGUCGUUCGUCAGAGGAGUUGAACCUUCACUUGCAGCUCCAGAGGUGACAAAAGUGUCUGACAUCGCGGAGUCAUCCAUCAGUCUGCUUCCAAAAAGAGGCCCGGAGCCUCUGCAGUACAUCCCUCUGGGUAAGAAGAGAUGUCACUCAGAAGAGGAAGCGGAGUCCAGCCCCAAACGAGUCAAACAGUCGGAAAGUUCGUCUUUGGAAAGCUCAGACGGAUUCACAUACAUGGGUGAUGCUGUGGUUGUUUACACUGACGGUUGCUGUGCCGGUAAUGGAAAGAAGGGCGCCCGAGCCGGCAUCGGGGUCUACUGGGGCCACAACAGUCCGCUAAAUGUUGCAGAGCGACUACACGGAAGACAAACCAACCAGCGAGCUGAAUUACAGGCAGCCUGCAAAGCGCUCCAACAAGCCAAAGAGAUGAACAUUAAGAAACUAGUUCUCUACACAGACAGCAAGUUCACCAUCAACGGUGUGACCAGCUGGGUGAAGAACUGGAAGCUGAACGGCUGGAGGCUGAAGUCUGGAGGUCCGAUCACCAACAAAGACGAUUUUGUGAAGCUGGACAGACUGAAUGCAGAGCUGGAGGUCGUCUGGUUGCACAUCCCGGGUCACGCCGGCUACAGAGGCAACGAGGAGGCGGACCGACUGUCGAGAGAAGGAGCAGCGAAGCCUUAUGAGGAGCAGUCUGAAGACACAGACGAUGACUUUUAAAAAGAGAUCUGCUGCAGGACUGUUCACCGUUUUGCUCUCUGAUCGACAGCAAGUCAGCGUUUUUUUUUGUUUGUUGCCUUUUUAAAAAAUGUUUUAUUCCAUUUGUUUUUCUGCUGCUAUAAAUAAAGUCAUUUAAGAUUCUG
Messenger RNA from Labrus mixtus (cuckoo wrasse), 1209 nucleotides. RefSeq names its product ribonuclease H1 (gene rnaseh1). Gene Ontology annotation, biological process: DNA replication, removal of RNA primer. Lineage: Eukaryota; Metazoa; Chordata; Actinopteri; Labriformes; Labridae. The record is from RefSeq and is a predicted model, not a curated record. Bases 149 to 1066 code for a protein of 305 amino acids. Gene Ontology annotation, molecular function: nucleic acid binding; RNA-DNA hybrid ribonuclease activity; magnesium ion binding. The transcript has 8 exons.